GAGUAAAUGAUGACAGAAUUUUCUUUUUUGGGUGGAGAAUCCCCUUAAAUGAAGCAAGCACAUGCACCUGCUUUCUGAUUAACAUUGACCUUAAUAUUACAAAAGCCCUUGACAAAUACUGUAUUUUAAUUCAUUGCUGGUCUGAAUUAAAUUAAAAUUUUCUUUGUUUAACAGUGAAGCAUCUUGUCCUUCUGCUGUUCUUCUUCUGCCCUCGUCCGGCUACACCGGCUUCCUGUGUUUGUUAUUAGGAAGAAGGGGGCAUCGGCCUAAAAACCCACCCACUGGACAGUGAACCCACAACAAAGACAGCGUGAGGCAUUCCACACUUACAGAGAGUGAGAAGAAAAUAAAACAAGUGAAAGAGAUGACAGAAAGGAAACGGUGUUCGUGAGACAGAGGGUUUUUAAAGACAAAAAACCAUUGUUUAGUAAGUUUGACUGGCCUCAUAAGAUGAAGUGGACACAAGAGGUGAUAAACAUGGGGAAGAUGUGUAGAAAGGAAAAGAGAGUGUUAUGAUGGUGUGGCAUUGGUAUAGCACUUUGCAGUAGUAUACCUUGCCUUUAUGUUCAGGGCUGGGCAGAAUAUCUCAGUAUCUCAUCCACUAGCCCAUUGAUAUGAGCAGAUAAGUGAUGCUAGAACAAAUAUGUCAUAUGCAACAUGAAAGGACUGGAUUGGGAACAUGUACCAGUUUUCUGUUCUCAUGCCUCCAGCUGCUGUUCCAUGUGAGCUAGCCAUGGCAACAGGAUUAACCAAAUGAAUAACGGCACAGGUUGCCAAUGCUAAAUAGGAAACAGACCUUUCUGAGGAUUUAUAUGGUUUAGAUUUUCAUAAAUCAUGAGGUUGAAAAUGAUAUUCAACUGGUACUGUUAAAAAAAGUCAUUCAAAACAUUCACCACAAAAUAUACAGUAUAGUUACCAUUUCGAAUUAACAAUUUAAACUCUCUUAAAAUAUGAGCAUGUUUCUACGACGAUUUUACAGUGGCAGACAUUAUGGUUUCUCUGAAAAUUUCUCACGUAGGCCUAAAUGUUGAAAAAAGUUGAACUUUGAUCAUCAGUUUUUUAUAUGAUAUUAAACACAUGGUUUGCUCGAUUACACUUGACAGUAUCAAAAAUGCGGACGAAGUCAUAUGAAUAUUUUCCGAGUGCUGGUGGACAUUACUCGGUGUCCAUUUUUAUGAGGGUGGUUGUCUUAAAUUCGGGGCACUCAACCACCCCAUCCCGCAUGUGUUCGCCCACUUCCUCUGUGUUUAUUACCACUGCAACUCUCCGACUUCCUGACAGACACAGACUUGAUGAUGAGAGGAGAGGGAGUUAGUGACAAACUCAGAGACAAACUCACAACAAAGAGAAUAUAUGUCUGAAAGUGCGAAAUUCAGAGACAAAAUAUUAAGCACUAGAGUAUCAGGCGCAAGAGCGCAGCGUGGAAAUAAUACAGCUCAGUUAAAGGGUCAUUGAGUGUAAGUCUCAUCAUCUGCAGUCAUGUUCUCCAGUCUCUCUCUUCUGCUGCUGUUGCAUAUCUGCAGCCUGACGGUUUCCUCACUGGCCCUGCCCUUUGAGCAGAGAGGAUUCUGGGACUUUGCCAUGGAUGGCAAUGGGGGAGAUCUGACGUCGGUAAUGAUGAGAGAUGAAGAAGGUUCAGGGAUGGAGGAAGAGCUGCCACCAGACGUGCCCUUAUGUCCUUUUGGAUGUCACUGCCAGCUUCAUGUGGUCCAAUGCUCAGACCUUAGUUUGACUGUGGUCCCCAAGGAAAUUCCCAAAGACACCAAACUACUGGACUUACAGAAUAACCGCAUCACAGAACUGAAGGAAAAUGACUUCAAGGGACUUGCGAACCUUUAUGCCCUGUCGCUGGUCAACAACAAGAUCUCCAAAGUCCACCCAAAAGCCUUCACACCCCUCCUACACUUAAAAAAGCUUUAUUUUUCGAGAAACCUCCUGACAGUGGUGCCCAGGAACCUGCCCCCAUCCCUGGUAGAGCUGCGCAUUCAUGAGAACCGUAUUAAGACAGUUCCAGAGGGGACGUUCUCUCGUCUGGGCAGCAUGAACUGCAUCGAGAUGGGCGGGAACCCUAUUCAGAACAGCGGCUUUGAGCCCGGUGCUUUUAAAGGCCUGAAACUCAACUACCUGCGCAUCUCUGAGGCCAAACUUACUGGAAUACCUAAAGAUCUUCCUGACAGUCUUCAUGAGCUUCAUCUGGACAGUAACCAAAUCCAAGCCAUCGAACUAGAAGACCUGAAACGCUAUAAACACUUGCACAGGUUGGGUUUGGGUCACAAUCACAUUCGCAUGAUUGAGAAUGGCAGUCUAUCGUACGUACAAAAUCUGAGGGAGCUCCAUUUAGAUAACAAUCGCCUGACCCGUGUCCCGAAGGGUCUGCCGGAGAUGAAGUACCUUCAGGUGGUCUACCUUCAUUCAAACAACAUUAGCCAGGUGGACGUCAAUGACUUCUGUCCUCGAGGUUUUGGCAUAAAGAGAAGCUUUUACAAUGGCAUUAGUCUUUAUGGUAACCCAGUUUACUACUGGGAGGUGCAGCCUGCUACUUUCCGCUGCGUUACUGACCGAUUGGCCAUUCAGUUCGGAAACUACAAGAAAUAAAGGAUGUGGGAGAUAUUUGGGAACGAAUAAUGCUGGAAAUGAAACCAAACAGACAAAAAUGGGCUGAAAUGAGAAGGGUGUGUGGGGGCCAGUUGCAUUUCGAAAUAAUUUCUACAGCGUAUCUUUGGAUGUUUUUGUGAUGUCUAAGGAGAAAAGUAGAAUAUUGGGUCUAAUUGGAUUUUCUAAAACAAAUGGCGAGAAUUGGCAAGGCUCUGGCUCGAUUAAAAACAGAAUAAUGACCGAAUGAAUAAUGACAAUAAUGUUUCGUACAGCAAGCGUUUAAAAGUCUUACCAAUAUUUUAUCAAUUUAAGGGCUCUUUGUUUGAUCUAGUAAUAUUGAUAUGUAUUGUUAUAAUGAUUAUUAUUUUAUAUUUGUUUGUUUUAUUAUUAUUGGUAAAGUUUGGAGGUACUGUUGAAAUGGUACGGUUGAAUCUAGAUUUUAAAUUCACUUUGCUUAAUAAUUGUUCUUCUGUGUUGUCAAGAUUCUUCCUUUUGUGGCUUUGCCUUGCUUUAGGAGCCUUAUUGUUGAAAAACUUUAAAUCAAUGGGGGAAAUGUUUGCAGCACGCUUUAAAGAGACAAGCACAGUAUUCACGUUCAGAUUAAUUCAACCAAAGGCCUCAUGUCCUUUCCAAACACUUUUGGUUUUGAGGCUGAUUAAAAAAAGGACUGUAUUGUAUUAUUAUUUUGCACAGUUUCUUUAUAAAUUCAAAAUCGUAUCAUUUUUUGCUGAAUUUGGCAGUGAUACUGGAUGCAUAUACACUGCCGAAAUUUGCAAUAAAGAAUCUAUCGGCUUGACUACAGGUGGAGGUACAUCAUGCUGUGACUAAUAAAACUUGAGUUAACAUGAGUUUAAUGUGUUCAGUGGAGUAAAACAGUUGCAAUGUUCUCUUUUGUUAAAAAAAGAACAGGUCUCUUAUUUUAUCAAUAAAGCCGAAUAUUGAUUGAUUUGAUGAUGAUCAGCACAAUGUCUUUUUGUGAUUGUUUUUUUUUUCAAUCACAAGACAUUCCCCACUUCAAUUAUUUUAU
Molecule: messenger RNA, 3622 nt
Organism: Triplophysa rosa
Lineage: Eukaryota; Metazoa; Chordata; Actinopteri; Cypriniformes; Nemacheilidae
Gene: bgnb
Product: biglycan b
Exons: 8
Coding region: 1480-2595 (371 amino acids)
Molecular function (GO): protein binding
Source: RefSeq, a predicted model, not a curated record